GUUCCUUUUGGACUCUGGCAUUCGCAGGGAUUGCAAGUCUCAAGAAGAGCCAAAGCUUCUGACAAUUCCUGUGUCACACAGCUGGUAUUUUGCAUUAAGCUGAAUUCCUCCUCCAACACUCAAUGGCAGUGAGUGUAAAGGUCUUGCCUUCUCCCAAGUGUUUGUUUGAUGAUCCCAUUCAGAUUAAAGUGGAGGGUCUCUUACCGCUGCAGAAGGUCACUCUGAGGGCAUCCCUGACUGAUGAGAAUGGGGAACUUUUCCAAUCCUUUGCCUACUACAGGGCUGAGAGCAAUGGAGAGCUGGACCUGACAUGCUCCUCAGCCCUGGCUGGCAGCUACUCUGGGGUAGAACCCAUGGGACUGCUGUGGUCACUGGAAUCUGAGACGCCCUUCAAACGGUUGGCAAAGAAGAAUGUCCUCACCCCUUUCUAUGUACACGUGGAAGUGUUUGAGGGCCACGAUAUCACCAGCCAGCUCCUGGACAAAUGCAUUAAUGAGCGGAAAUUUUUGGGAGAGGGGGUGAAAAGGAUUCCGGUCAGAGAAGGUCGGCUUAAGGCAACUCUCUUCCUGCCUCCUGGAUCUGGUCCAUUCCCAGGACUUAUCGACUUGUAUGGAACCGGAGGAGGUCUUGUUGAGUACAGAGCAAGUCUUUUGGCUAGCAGGGGCUUUGUUACACUAGCUCUCGCUUAUUUAGCCUUUGAAGAUAUCCCAGCUCUCCCAGACAUCCUCGAACUGGACUAUUUUAGGGAGGCUGUGGAGUUUUUGCAGAAGCAACAGCAGGUGAAAGGUACCGGGAUCGGAGUUUUGGGCUUAUCUAAAGGGGCAGAUCUAGCCCUUUCUCUGGCCACAUUUCUGCGAGGCAUCCAAGCAGCUGUCAGCAUUUCUGGAUGUGGUGUUAAUUCCUUUAUCCCCCUGCGUGUUAAUGGUUUCACUAUUCCUCCCCAUCCGUGUGACUUUGGGAGGAUGAAGACUGUCGGUGAAUUUGGAAUGAUAGAUUAUUCAGAAGUCCUGGACGAUCCUAGGGACCCAGACACUUGGGCCUGCCGCAUCCCAGUAGAGAAAUCCCCUGCCAAGCUCCUCUUUUUGUCGGCGCAGGAUGACAGAAACUGGAAAAGUGAGCUCUACUGCCGAGAAGUUGUUCACCGCCUUCGACAGUGUGGGCGAGAUGUGGAGUUUUACUGUUAUCCUGGGGCAGGGCACCUCCUGGAGCCACCGUAUUUGCCUUUGUGUCAGGCCUCAAUUCAUAAGCUGCUUGGGGCAUGCAUGCUGUGGGGAGGGCAGUGGAGAGAGCACGCCCGGGCACAGGAGGACGCAUGGCACAGGAUACAGGUCUUCUUUCGGCAACACUUGCUGGACUCUGAUGCCAUCAAGAGUAAUCUAUAGGGGUGAGAUUGCCAUGGUGCCUGAGGGAGUUAGGUAGCCAACUCCUGUUGAGAGUCAAUAGGAAUUGGUCCUGGCACUGGUAGGUAUUUUGAAAAUAAUCUUUACCCUAUUACUCUUUAGUCUUCAUCUUCUAUUCUCUUCUCAAACUGCACGCCCGCUUUCCUGUUUAGCUUUCCUACUGCUCUGCUGAUUUUAUACUAAUUUGGAGUUGAAUUUUAGGGUCCUGUAGACUCAGGUAUAUUGUUGAUAGGCACAGUGUGAUUUGUCCUUAUACUGCUGCAGUACCAGAGGUCAGUCCUUGUAUUGAACAGAAGUGGUCUAUCGUGCCAAAUUGGUUUUGUGGUGUGGUAUGUUGGCCACUUAUCUCCUAGCUCAGUUCCUUUGUAACAUAGGAUCUGGAUCCCCAGGGGUGCUUAGCACCCAUAACUCAUGUCCAGGAUGAGACCCUUAAUGGAGUCUAGACAUGAAUACAGGUUUAAGGUGAAACACUAAUGCCAUCGUCCACAUCUCCUCAGUACUGGGACAAUUUACUGAUUCUUGGUGUAUCGCUUUCUCCUGUUCCAUGAUGAUAAAAAUUCCACUAUUCUAGUGUCAGGCAGCACCCCAUCAUCAAUGAGUAGGCAACCACCUCUGCAAUGGAGUCUUGGGGGCAGUUAUACUCUUUUUUUUUUUUUUUUCCCUGCCUCAGAGAUAAUCAGACCACGAGAAAUAAAGUUUGCAGAGGUUACACUAUGUUUAUCAACUUCUGCUUUAGGUAUGAUUCAUUUGAGAUGGAAGUGUCUAAUGUAUUAAUCAGUAAAUGCAUGGCAAAUGUAUGUACAACUGAGUAUAGAAUGACUUUAAUGUAUAGAAGUAAACAUUUCAGUGUACUGGUUACUGUUCAGACAACAGGUUACCCAAAAGUUCGGUUUAAACACAGCACUGGAUUGGUUUAGAUUAAAGGUAAAACAAGUUUAUUAACAAAAGAAGAUAGGAUUUUAAGUGAAUUCUACUAUGAGAUAAAAGUUAGAAAUGGUUACAAGUAAAUGAAAGUGAAAACAUGCAUCCACAAGUCAAACUUAAUCUAGCAAGUUUGGGUUCAAGCUUUCUUUAAGUUGGCCUUUCUCACCCACAGUCUUCCAGCAAGAUGGUGACUUAUCCUUUCCUUGGUCAGGAUUUUUCCCAGAGGUCUAAAGAUGCUGGUCCCUUUGUCGUCUUAGGUGAAAGAGAGAACAUGGGGUUCUCUUCCUCCUUUCUUUUAUAGUCCAGUGAGCCUCUGAAAUACUUUCUUCUGAGGGUUACCCUUCAAAGUAGUUUAUUCAAGGCUCAAACAGUAAAGAAGGUGACAUGGAGUCUGCUGGUGAAGGAGGCUCCAUCUCUGUCUCUUUGCCUGUGCUUGCUGAAAUGCAAAUUUGUUUUGUCUCCUGCUAUAUUCUCCUCCUGCUGUCUUGUGGACCCUGUUUACUACUUUCAGGUAAAUUGAAGUAAACGCACAUUCCUUUGUUUAGGAUAGACAUGUUUAACAACUUUUGCCUAGGUAGGCCGUGUGGUUUUGAACAUGUGGUAACAUCAUCACACGGGGAUUUCAUACCUUUAAAUAAAAUGUUGCUACAUACAUUUUGCCAUGAAGUUUUUGGCCAUAGAGUUGUUAGUUUUCAAAUGAUAAUUCACAAGGCAUAUUUUGUACAAAGAUCAUUACAAUAGUAUAUUGGGUGAUUAGUAUCACGGGGAUACCCCUCCUUUCCAAGUAGGCAGAGAGUUUUGUGUUCCUGGCUCACCUACACUUGCUUGCUUCUUCAGUAUAGUGCCACUGUUGAGCUCUAUGCUACUAUCUGCCCAACCCAGUUUUUCCUCAUGUCAUUCCUCCCCCAUGCAGGUAUGUGUGUCCAGCAUCUGUUGGUUCCUAGCAUUUAGUGGGAUGGUGGGAGCUAGCAGCUCACUGAAAGAGGGCCAAUUGGAGGAGAGGGUGUAGUUCCCAUCAUGAGAAGGCAGGCUCCAUUGUUCCUUACCCUUCUGAGGACCUGAGAGGUUAAGGGCCACAGUUUAAAAGUAGCAUCAACUUCAGCUUGCUUUAGUUUUUUGGCUUCCCAAAUUUAAACAGGUAGAACUUGAUUUUCAGAGAUGCUAAGAACCUGCAUUUCCUGCUGACUUCAGUUGGAGUCAGAGACUCAGCACCUCUGAAAGUCAGAUCCUGAAAAGCACCCCAAAUUGGACACUACUUUGGACACUUUGCACCAAAGGUCUCACAGCAAGUCAGAAGCAAAACUCAAUUACUCGUGACAGGUUCGGUCACAGAGACCCCCUUGGGACUGUCACUUGACAUGCUGGAAUUACCUCUGAGCCUGUUUUCCCUGCUGGCUUGGGACUCCAGAAACCUGCCUUGUUGAGACAGACACGCUAGUCUCCUGCAACACCAACCCAGGUCUGGUUCACGCCCCCAAAGCUGCAGACUUUAACCAAAAACUGCUCAGCAAGUCACCUAUCUCCAGCACCCAGACACCCAGCUCCCAAUGGGAUCCAAACACCAAAUAAAUCCAUUUUACUCUGUAUAAAGCGUAUACAGGGUAAACUCAUAAAUUGUUCACUCUCUAUAACACUGAUAGAAAGAGAUGCACAGCUGUUUGCUCCCCCAAGUAUUAAUCACUUACUCUGGGUUAAUUAAUAAACAAAAGUGAUUUUAUUAAGUAUAAAAAGUAGGAUUUAAGUGGUUUCAAGUAAUAACAGACAGAACAAAGUUAGUUACCAAGCAAAAUAAAACAAAACACACAAGUCUAAGCCUAAUGCAUUUAAGAUACUGAAUACAGGUAAAUCUCACCCUCAGAGAUGUUCCAAUAAGCUUCUUUCAUAGACUAGGCUCCUUCUUCAUCUGGGCCCAGUCCUUUCCCCUGGGACAGUUCUUGUUAGUUCCAGCUCAGGUGGUAACUAGGGGUUUUAUCAUGACUGCCAACCCCCUUUGUUCUGUUCCACCCCCGUUUAUAGCUUUGGCACAAGGAAGGAAUCUUUUUUGUGUCUCUGGGUGCCCACCCUUCCCUCUAAAUGGAAAAGCACCAGAUUUAGGAUGGAUGGACUAGAUGAUCAUAAUAGUCCCUUUUGACCUUAAAGUCUUAUGAUUCCAGUACCAGGUGACAUGAUCACAUGUCACUGCAAGACCUCAUUCUCCAUUCUUUCAGGGCUGGCCUGCACAUACCCAGGAAGGUUUGCAAGUAAACAAAGCCAUUCACAACCAAUUGUCCUAGUUAAUGGAAACCAUCAAGAUUCCAAGCCACAAUUAAUGGCCCACACUUUACAUAGUUACAAUAGAACUUAAGAGUAAUACUUCAUGUUUCUAGCUUCAGAUACAAGAAUGAUACAUUCAUACAAAUAGGAUGAACACACUCAGUAGAUUAUAAGCUUUGUAAUGAUACCUUACAAGAGACAAUUUGCAUAAAUCAUGUUCCAGUUACAUUAUAUUUAUGCUCAUAAGCAUAUUUCCAUAAACAUAUGGAGUGCAAUGUGUUCCGUCUUCCUACUCUAACCACUAGAACAUGUUCCCUCCCUGAUGCAAGGAGAGAAGGAGGGCAAAGGGACAAGAGAAGUACAAGUCAUUAAAGUGUUUGAUUUUGACUUACUAUAGGGAGAUAUCCUUUUUAAUGCUUUUUGGGUUAGUAAAAAAAAGAAAAACCUGUUUUGCAUCCUUCACAAUUUGGCUCAGGCUCUGGGUCAUUCUGUGCUUACUGGACAUGUGGUUUGCUUUUGUUUUCACUGAGUACAGUGAGACAUAUAUUACAGUGUGUGCUCUACUGAUGCAAUAGCUCAAAUGACUUAUUUGUUUUUGCUGUGGAAUCAGAGGGCCCUUAUUGGCCUGUUAGGUGCCUAUUAUUGCUAAGCUGUCUGAUAGCCAUCAAUGACAUUUAAAUUGCUGAGUUAGCUGACCCAGCUCACUGUUAUGAGCAAAUAAAUAAGGUAAGAGGCCACUCUAGCCGGUCACACUAGAUUUUUUUUUUUUUAAAACAAGUUUUUUGCUAUUAAUCCCCAUUGUGAAAUUUGGGUUCAGGAAGUAGAAAUCUGAAAUUUAGGGGGGGGGCAAGUCUAAAUAAUUAAAUUAUACACCAUUUCAGCAAAGUCUUGUGGUGUAUGUGAUUAAAUGUUUUGCUGACCUGGCACCAAAGCUUCUAAGUAUGUGUGGUUUUCUGCUGGAAUAAAUAAGGCAUUUAGAGGUAGUCCAGGCAAAUAGGGCAAGAUUCUGUUCCUCUUGAAGUCAAUGGCAAAACUUCCAUUGAGUUCAGUGGUGUUGGAUCAGGACUUGACCUCAGGCUUCAGCAGUGGGACAGUACAGGAAAUGUUACUCAAGAAUACCUAGAAAGUUGUUAUAUAACUAACGAUAAUCACCCUCAAUUUCACAAGAGAGUCCAUGCCGAGCAAAGCUAUUGCAGGGAAUAAAACAUUGAUGGUGGAAGCUAUGCUCAUAAUUUGUUUAUAAUUUUGAGAGAGUUAGCUAAACCGUGACCUGCCAGAUUAGCCUAUGGUAGACUGAACUAAAAGAUCUUUACUUGACACUUGCAUCAAUCAUCCUUUUGUGUAGAAAUUUGAGGUACCUCUCUAUUAAGUGAAUGAAAAAGCUUUGUGACAAGUCUCUUAAAGAAACUGAAAAAAGCUCUACAGAUUUAAGCUUCUCUGAAGAAAUUUGCUAUAAAGAAAUAAUACAUCUCGCAAUGCAGGUUUUGAGCAGAAUAAUUUCUAUAGCUGAACUGGAGUCAAGCAACAAGAGUUCAUAAGUUUGUCAGCAUCUAAUUAAAACCUUUCUGCACUUAUCCAGUCCCUGAAUUGCAAAGAGGAGGAUAAAGAACUAUAAGGAAUUCCGAUCUCUUCCAGGGAACUUAGACUAGUACUAAAGGUCCUCUGUGGAUGAGUGCUUCAGUGGAUUGUCUUUUCUCACAGAGGAUCACUUAUUUUCCUGAAGGAUUAUGAGCUUGUAGGGGGGCUAGAGUGGACUUCGCCCUCUAUGGCCAGACCUGGCUAGUCUGAGAUUUUUGGAACAUGAUCUCAAAGCAGGUCUAAUGGUCUAAACCAGGAGUGACCAAAGUUACUGACCCUCCAAGUUGCAUAUGACAAUCUUCAGAAGUUCAAGAGCCAGGGAGCACCUGCUGGGGCUCGGGGCUUCAUCCCCGUGCGAUGGGAGGGCUCAGAGCUUCAUCCCCACGGGGGUCGCCUGCUCAGGCUUGGGGAUUCAGCAAGAGUGAGGCUGAAGCCCCAAGCCCUGGCAGGCUCACUCCAUAGGGCUGAAACCCCAAGACUCCCUCCCAGCAGAGGAGAUGUGAUGCGGGGGGCACAUGGGGUCACAGAUCCCACCAGAUUUUUGCCAGAGUUUGCUGGCUCCGCUUGGUCACAUGGUGCUGCCAGGCCACCUCCCUGCCUAGCAGCUGCUAGAGCCCGCAAGCUUGGAGCUGUGGCCAUCGGGAGCGGCAGCAGCAAACAGCUGGGAGCUGCAGGGAGGGCCACUGCUUUUGCUGCUGCCUCUCCCCACUGAACUAAAACAGAGGCCCUUCCCCGCAGCUCCCAGGUGUUUACUGCUGCCUUUCCACAGGGAGGGGCCACUGAAGGUAAGGGGUGUGUAUAAACCUUUACAUUGUACCUCCCCCCCCUUCUCAGCAGGCAAAGCCCCUAACCCCGCCACAGGGCAGAAUCCCCAAGCUACCCCUCCUCAGUCUGGUAAGCAGAGAAUGGUGGGGUGGAGAAGCGGCGAGCUGCACUUUAACUGUAAAAGAGCCGCAGGUUGGUCACCCCGGUCUAAACAAAGGUGUUAACAGUUGGGCAUUGCUUGAAAUGCGUGCAGGGACUAUCUUGUGCUUUGCAAGGCCCCAGGUAAGAGCUUAUGCGAAGGGGCAUCAGCUGCAUGAGUUCUCCUUUCUUCUCCCAGGGGGAAAUUAGGCUGAGUUGUUGAGAUUAUAGGAAUAUACUGAAGUUGUUGGUCAAUAGGGUCCAAAAAGUACAGGGCCCAAAUGGUUACUUGAACAGAACGUAAGGCUUGCCCUGAGUCAGUAGGAUCCAGGUACAAUACAACUGUCUAUUAACUGGAAGCACAGAAUAAAAAUGAUCAAAAUAUAAGCAGAGCCUUAUUAACUGUGGGGCAGAGAGGGCAGUGAGGCACCGAACUCUCCUACUGUAAACCUACAGGACUUGGGCACCCACCUCCCAUUUGUGCUUUUGUACAUCUGCCUAUUCUAAUAUUUUCCAAUUAUAUAAUAAGAUGUAAAAUCACAUUUGCAAAAUCCCAGUCUCUAAAAACAGAAAUUUCCGGCUAAUUCACUCUAAAAUACAAUAAUUGUGUGAAUUUCCCUAUGCCCACAGAAAUUGCAAUUUCAGGUAGGGCUGUUUAAAUAUUUUCCAAACAGAAACCACUGAUUUUACUAACAGUUUUGUGACUAAAGUCUAAGUACUUCAGGUCAUGAGUUCUAUUAUUCCUGUAAGAGGUCUUAAAAAUAUGGAAAUAGCCAAAGACAAGUUUGGUUUUUUUAAAAAGGUAUGGAUAAAUUUAGGGGGAGAGUGUCUCCUUUAGCUGUUGGGAAAAGGCACUGAGGGCUUACAAUUACAUGCCCUUUCCCUUCUCAGUGAAGGUUGUGAUUGUCCCUUCAGCAGGGAGAAGUGAAAUCCUUGGGCAUCUUUCUGAGCCCAUACUUUGCAAGGCCUAGACACCCUUCAGGAAUGUGACUUUCUGGUGGACACUUACGCCUUUGGAGAAGUAGCGUGUGUAACUUGAAUGGAAUUUUUCUAGCAAUUCUGCUACACAAAGAGCUCAUGCUCAGGACAAACAUUCUCAUCAUUUAAUCAUUUCUGGCCUUGUAAAAAAAAUCAACAUCUCUCUAGAUAUCUUACUCAAGCAAGACCACUGCGGUUCUAUGAAACACAUGGAAAUGAAGAGGUUCAGCAUGGGGAUAUACUCUCUGUAACAGACAGUUUGGGUCUUUUUCUUCAAAACUGAAAUCUCACUUCAUUUUCCAAUGCAUUAGAGGGGUUUUUUAAACAAGGCUUUAGAGCAGGGCAAACUCUGAACAAUGAAAUGGAAGAUACUCAAAUCUGAAUGUGUUAAAAUUUCACUGUGAAAGGUAUAAUUGUGCCAUUGCUGUAGAAAAAUUGCAAAAUUAGUACAUUUUGACCUUGAAAAUAGAUAGUUUUCUGUAGAAUGGAAUCUGAGCCAAAAAGUGUGAAAUAUUGCCAAAGAAAUGGGUUAGACUUUGAAAUAAAGCCAAAGAAAAUUAAUAUGUUUGAUGUACAAACCCCACGUAUCUCAAUUGGAAAAGAUAAAUUUUGCAGAUAAGAAAAUUGCCCGGGGGAAAAAAAUUGCAAAAACUUUAAAUACAAGUAUUUUAUUUGCAGAGCCCAGUCCAGGCAUGUGACGGUGACAUUGCAGAGUGAAGGUGACAGCAUUCUGCACUUUUGGGUAGGAAUACCCCAUGUCACCCAAAGGGUGUGUGUAUGUGUCCCACAUUUGCUUAUCCUCCAGUCCGCUUGCAUCCCACUGCUUGUAGAGUUUAUGCUGCUCUGUGCCUUUCUUGGCCAGUUAUCUGCAGAGCCCUGCCGGGCACUUCAUGUUCCUGCUGCUGCUCCCACUCUCCUACAGGAAGAAGUAACCCAUGCCCUAUCUGUUCCGGUCUCUUUCUCUCUCACCCUUUUAUUCUUCUUCAACCCCCUCCUCAGAUGCAGGCUAAAUCCAAUUAGUGGCAAUGCCCAUUCCUGAGUGAGAGAGAAAAUACAUGAGCUAUGGCUGCGGAAGGUUACUGCUAGGGUAACUAAGCUUCCCCUGUUUAGUAUUAGUUCAGGGAGGUAGGGAAAGCAGUGGAAGACAUUUGAGGAUAAUGGAGAGGGAGGAGGAUGGGAACAUAGGGGGAGGGGGAAGGUGGGCUUUGGGCAGUUAUAGAGGAGUUUUGGUGAGUAAAAGGGAAUAUGGGCAGCCAGCAAGGGGCAUUUAGGGUAUAGUGGAAGAAUAUAGGGGAAAGAGGCUAUUUAAGGGGAUGUUUAGGAGGAAAAGCUAUCCUUCAUUGUCCCUCAUUUUAGGGGUCAGUGUCCCACAUGGUUUUGUUUGUAGGGGGAGGGGCUGUAUCCCACGUGAUUUUUGAGAGGUUUGAAUGGAUGCUUCCACCAGCAAGUUGUAGCAGCAAAGAACUUAAAAAUCUAGAGCUAUCCUCCAAAUACAUUGUAUAAACACACACACAUUCUUAUUACAUCACACCCUUAUAGCACGCGCCUGGCCUUACAGAGCCUUAUAACUUAGAGACACAGUUAUACUCUCAAUGCCUGGAGACAUUUUCUCUUUAUACCACUAGUCAAGGAGUAAUUAGUGAGGGCGGGUCAUGCUGGCCUUCAACAAAAGCAUGCAGCUAAACUACAGCUCCGCUCCAGGGCAUCAUCCUAUAAGCUAUGCAAUGAAAAUUGUUCAGAGUUCUAAUGUUCAAUGCUUUUAAAAUGCAAACCCCAUGUUCAGGAGUUCCAGAGAAGCUCUUGUGGUUAUACACAGGGCUAAUGCAGAAGCUUGUCUUUUAUCUCAUAGCCUUCCAUUGGAAGUGGGUCUUGCCCUUAGUGCCUAGCGCAGUGGCCAGAUGGAAGGAUGGGCCCAGGACACAGUUACUGAUGAUAUCCCAACUUCCUCUCUCUCCACCCCUCCCUACAAGAUUUGAGAUAUUGAUUUUCGGCUUUCAUUUUUGCAAGAGUGAAGCACAGCCCUGUGGAGAUGGAAGAAGGGGAAGUAGAUUUUCUUAGCUUAAUGUCACCAUAUACAGUGACAAAUCUGACCUAUAGUGAGGAUGUCUUUGACAAACUGCUAAAGUGGAGUGAUUACGGCGUCAGGAAUAACAGAGACCAGAUUCUGCAGGCUUUCCACACAGCCAAUGACUGGAGAAAACACAGGAGACAAGAGCGUCAACAGCCUGAAUCCACCUUGAGGGAAAGUUUGGAUUAAUAUCUAUCCACACACAAGCACCCAAAUGCUCUGCCAAUGGCAAUAUGACAGUGGGAAUGGCUGCUUGGCCAACAUAGGGCUGUGUGAUAGAAUACUCACUUUAUAUUUUCAAUUACAAAUGUUGCUUGCCUAUUUCAGAUACUUUAAAUCUUCUGUUAAGGAGAUUGCUGCUUUACAGAACGGUACACAGGAAGUUCCUGAGCCUUUUGAAAAGCAGUGUUGUCUGGAGGAAUGACUGCAGGGCUGGGGACAAUGAGGUCCUGAGUUCUAAAGUCUCCUCCAACGCUGGGUGACCUUAGGCAAGUAACUUCACCUUUUUGUCUCAGCCUCCUCAGCAGUAAAAGAGGGAUAAGAAUUCAUAUUUUCAAGGGUGUUGUGAGAAUUAAUUGAAGGUCUUUACAGCGCUUUGAACAUGUGAACAAUUAUAAAAAUGCUGAUUAUUGCCAAAAGACCCUGCUGUCGUGCCCCAGCUGAUGGCUCAGCCGUCCAGACAUUUUCCUGAAAUUGCCUUAUAAAAAUAUUUAAGGCCCCCGUUGCCAUACUAUCUGAGGGUAUAUCUACACUAUGAAAUUAGGUCGAUUUUUAGAAAUUGAUUUUAUACAGUCGAUUGCAUAUGUCCACACUAAGUGCAUUAAGUCGGCGGAGUGCGUCCUCACUACCAUGGCUAGCAUCGACUUACGGAGCAGUGCACUGUGGGUAGCUAUCCCACAGUUCUCGCAGUCUCCACUGCCCAUUGGAAUUCUGGGUUAAGCUCCCAAUGCCUGAUGGGGCAAAAACAUUGUUGUGGGUGGUUUUGGGUACAUGUCGUCAGUUGCCCCUCCCUCCGUGAAAGCAAUGGCAGUCAAUCGUUUUGUGCCUUUUUUCCUGGGUUACCCCUGCAGGCGCCAUACCACAGCAAGCAUGGAGCCCUCUCAGCUCACCAUCACCGCUGCUGUUGUGGGCAAGUCUACUGUGGGGGCUGCUGUGAUCCAAGUAGCCAGUGAAAUCAUUGACGUUCUGUUAUCAAGGGGAGUGACUCUGGGAAAUGUGCGGGCCUUUUUUAGAUUUUAGGUGCAUCAUAUUCCUGUCCUUUUUUGAUAGAAGUCUUGCAGCCGUACAUUCCAGUCCGGUCAGCGCUGUAACACCCUAUAGCACUUCUGUGGUUGACACAUGUAACAGCUCCAGGGCUGUUUUUCCUUGGCUGAGGUACCUUGCCCUACCCAGACCUCCAAGCAUUCGAUACAGAAGCACCUGCAGCAGCUGGCAUUGCUACACAGCAGCAUCUCCUUGCCUUCGCAGCAGACGGUGCAGUAGGACUGCUAACCAUUGUCUUCCACUGCAACUCUGCUCUCCUGCUCCCCAGUGAUGAGCUCGGGGGAUCCAUUCAUGAAGCCUGGACAGUAGUAAGGAGCAGUUCAACUAUAGGCUGAGUAAGUGCAGCAUCGUGGUAGAAUGCGCCUUUGGACGUUUAAAAUCUCGCUGGCGCUGUUGGUCAGACCUCAGCGCAACCAACGUUCCCAUUGUUAUUGCUGCAUGCUGUGUGCUCCAUAAUAUCUGUGAGGGUAAGGGGGAGAUGUUUAUGGCGGGGUGGGAGGUUGAGGCAAAUCGCCUGGUGUCUGAUUUUGAGCAGCCAGACACCAGGACGAUUAGAAGAGCACAGCUAGGCAUGCUGUGCAGCAGAGAGUCUUUGAAAACCAGUUUCAUGACUGGCCGGGCUUCAGUGUGACACUUGUGUGUGUUUCUCCUUGAUGCAAACCCGCCCCCUUGUUGAUUUUAAUUCCCUGUAAGCCAACCACCCUCCCCCCCUUUGAAAUAAAGUAACUAUUGUUUUGAAACCA
Malaclemys terrapin pileata is the source of this 12110-nucleotide messenger RNA. Its product is annotated as acyl-coenzyme A thioesterase 1-like. Gene Ontology annotation, molecular function: fatty acyl-CoA hydrolase activity. The transcript has 3 exons. NCBI's taxonomy places the organism in Eukaryota, Metazoa, Chordata, Testudines, Emydidae. Bases 123 to 1382 code for a protein of 419 amino acids. The record is from RefSeq and is a predicted model, not a curated record. Gene Ontology annotation, biological process: acyl-CoA metabolic process; fatty acid metabolic process.